This is a messenger RNA of Stomoxys calcitrans (stable fly), 1966 nucleotides long. It is a transcript of the gene TyrRS, whose product is annotated as tyrosine--tRNA ligase, cytoplasmic. Lineage: Eukaryota; Metazoa; Arthropoda; Insecta; Diptera; Muscidae. The coding region runs from base 223 to 1803 and encodes 526 amino acids. The transcript has 4 exons. Gene Ontology annotation, molecular function: ATP binding; tyrosine-tRNA ligase activity; tRNA binding. The record is from RefSeq and is a predicted model, not a curated record. Gene Ontology annotation, biological process: tyrosyl-tRNA aminoacylation.
UAUCUCUCGUCGGUUUGUUAUAUACCCUUAUCUGAUGAAGUUAUAAAUUUUAGGUCUAUUUAGUCCGUUUUGUACAAAACCUUCUGGCAACACCGUUUAAGUGCAUUUCUUUAGUCAUUCCUUUCGCUAUAGCUGUCCACGUUUUCAGAAGUUGUUGGUCGGCCAGUGGUCCGCAUAGAUCUUCAUAUUUUGAACUGUUUAACAAAAGAAAAACGCGACAAAAUGAGCGACCUAUCUCUGGAGCAGAAGAAAUCUCUAAUAACCCGCAAUCUCCAAGAAGUUUUGGGCGAAGACAAACUUAACUCAAUCCUAAAGGAGAGGGAUUUAAAGAUUUACUGGGGCACUGCAACAACUGGUCAACCACAUGUGGCUUAUUUUGUGCCUAUGUCAAAAAUUGCCGACUUCCUUAAGGCAGGAUGUGAGGUCACUAUUCUUUUUGCCGAUCUUCAUGCCUACUUGGAUAAUAUGAAAGCUCCUUGGUCUCUGUUACAAUUGCGCACACAAUAUUACGAAGCGGUAAUUAAGGCAAUGUUAUCUUCCAUUGGGGUGCCACUGGACAAAUUGAAAUUUGUGAAGGGCACCGACUAUCAGCUGUCGAGGGAAUACACACUGGAUGUGUAUAAACUUUCGUCGGUGGUAACACAGCACGAUGCCAAAAAAGCUGGUGCUGAAGUUGUUAAACAAGUCGAAUAUCCUCUGCUUUCGGGUCUUCUGUAUCCCGGACUUCAGGCUUUGGAUGAGGAAUACCUCAAAGUUGAUGCUCAAUUUGGUGGAGUAGAUCAAAGAAAGAUUUUUACAUUCUCGGAAAAAUAUUUGCCCCAAUUGGGCUAUGAAAAGCGUAUACAUUUGAUGAACCCCAUGGUGCCCGGUUUGGCAGGUGGUAAAAUGUCCUCCUCAGAAAUAGAUUCCAAAAUAGAUUUACUCGAUUCGCCCGCAAAUGUCAAAAAGAAGUUGAAGAAAGCUUUCUGCGAGCCGGGCAAUGUGGCCGAUAAUGGUUUAUUGUCUUUUGUCAAGCACGUUCUAUUCUCUCUGUUCAAGGAGGGUGAGGGUUUCGAAAUCAACCGCUCCCCAGAGAAUGGUGGAGAUAUGACAUUCAAUAACUAUGCAGAUUUAGAGCAAUAUUUUGCUGAAAGCAAACUACAUCCGGGAGAUCUUAAAGCAGCUGUUGAGAAAUAUAUCAACAAACUAUUGGAGCCCAUACGCAAAGAAUUUGAGAAACCUGAAUUGCAAAAAUUGUGUGCAGCUGCUUAUCCUCCUCCAGCUAAAACGAAAGGACCAGUACCGGCCAAUGCUGGCGCUCCCGAAGAGGAUGGUCCACAGCGUUUGGAUAUCCGUGUGGGCAAAGUCAUUGAGGUGCAACGUCACCCUGAUGCUGAUACAUUGUACGUUUUGAAAAUUGAUUUGGCAGAAGAUCAACCACGCACCAUUAUCAGUGGUUUGGUUAAAUUUGUGACUGUCGAAGAACUUGAUCAACGUUUGGUAGCAGUUUUGUGCAAUCUUAAACCUUCCAAAAUGCGUGGCAUACUUUCUGAAGGCAUGGUUUUGUGUACUUCAAACGAAGACCACACAGUGGUGGAACCCAUUAUUGUUCCUGCAUCUGCAGCUCCAGGCAGUCGUUUGGCAUUCGAAGGCUACAGUGGCCAACCUGAUGAACAAUUAAAUCCCAAGAAAAAGGUUUGGGAAAAACUAUCAGUCGAUCUUAAGACAAAUGGCGAAGGUGUUGCUGUGUGGAAGGACAACUUCUUAUUAACACCCGAAGGGGAAAAACUUACAAGCAAAUUAGCUAAUUGUUGUAUUAAAUAGAUUUCAUGGCUUCGAAAAACACAAGUCGGCCGGGGCAUUUAAUUUAUUUAAUUUUUUUUUUCUAAUUUAUUUUUUUAACUCAUUUACAAGUACGCACGAGUAUGUUGCCUAUAAAUAACGAUCAAAGGUUAAUAAAAUAACUGCCUUACAAAAGCCUUUUAAA